Molecule: messenger RNA, 650 nt
Organism: Phyllotreta striolata
Lineage: Eukaryota; Metazoa; Arthropoda; Insecta; Coleoptera; Chrysomelidae
Source: the annotation of a GenBank genome assembly
AGCGCAUGUGGAAUCUUCGGAUGGUUGGUGAGAGGAGUCGCUCUCGCGCCAAGCCAGUUGCAGGGACUCCAACCAGUUGCACCACUGUCAACGCGACUAAAUAGAGCAUGGCUCUUCGCCAUGUGGUCAUCUUCAAUACGAUAGUGGUCCUGUGGUGUCUGCAAGGGGACGCCCGCGCCACGGCGGACGCCGUCGACAAGAAGGACGCCUACCUGGUGCAGGACAAGGUCAGGCGGCUCUUCUUUCCCGCCAUCGACGCCCGCAAGAUAUCGCAGCGGGCGGCCUUCCAGAACAUCGACCUGCUGACGGCCAGGAGCUUCGGCAAGCGGGCCGAGUGCUAUGGGGGCUCCUGCGAGAAGCGCGUGCCCCAAUUCGGCGCCAGGUUGUACGGCAAACGGGACUUCGACUUCGGCCGGCUCAGAUGUAUUUUGGCCGAUUGCGCGGGAAUGGAAAACUCCGGCAGAUACAGAAGGCACUCGUCCGGCAUCUUCCACGCGGAUCAUCCUUUAUAGAUAAUAACAGUUAUACAUACAUGUAUAUUUCAUUGUGAUUGUGCAUCUGAAUGUUGUACCCGAUUAAUGUAUAUUGAUAAUAACGCUAUAGGAUAUUUUCAUUUUCCGAAUUUCGACGAUGUUGAAACGGCAAAAAAU